AUGGCAAGAAAGGAUCACCGGAUAAUCAUUCAUUUUGUUAGUCAGCUCCCUGACGCAAUGAAAAAAAAAAAGGCUGUGCAGCAGAAACAAAUCAUCGUCACUUGCAAUUAUGAAGCUCGGCUUCGUGGUCUUAGUAAAUUGCAAUUAAUCAGUGAAGCCAAGAAAAUCUGUCCAGAUGUUGUGAUUGUCUUGGGAGAAGAAUUGGGCCGAUUCCGAGAUGCAUCAAAAAUGCUAUACAAACAUUUGGAAAAGUUUAGUUGGUCGGGAAAAGUUGAACGACUGGGAUUCGAUGAAGUGUUCAUGGACGUCACAGAUAUUGUCGACUACAACCAGAAACUACUCAAUCCAAAUGAUUUGACCCACUCGUUCCUUCAACUGGACCGUAAUGAUCCUACUGCGGGGUUUAUCUUUAAUGCGACGAGGGUUGCUGGUCACGGUUACCCCGACUUGCAGCCAGGCGACGAAGUAUCCUCCCAAUAUCUAUCGAAUUCGGCGGCCCCGAAUAGUGAUGCCGAAUUACUGACCCGGUUGAUUUUGGGUUCACACCUUGCCCAGUAUUUGAGAUUGAGUCUAGAAGAGGAAAAAGGCUACACUUCGACUGUUGGCAUAUCCACGAACAAACUUUUAAGCAAAUUGGUAGGCAACCUUCACAAACCAAAGGGACAAACAACUCUUCUUCCGCCCUAUGAAGUUUUGCCCAACGAUGAUGGACUACAAAGCAAUGCCACAACAUUCAUUGAUAGUCAUGACAUAGGUAAAAUACCGGGUAUUGGAUUCAAAAUGUCUCAACGUAUUCGGAACCAUGUUCUAUCACGUCCGGCCGACUUUGAAAGUGGACUAAUUUAUGGUGGCACGAAAGAAUCUGUUGCUGUCCGUGACGUGCGUCUCUUUGCUGGCAUGGGUCCUGAUACAUUGGAAAAAAUUCUGGGGGGAUCUGGGGCAGAGAGGGGUAUUGGAGGUAAGGCUUGGGGACUGAUCAAUGGUGGCGAUGACACGGAUGUAAAGGAUGCUCGAAAGGUGCCUUCCCAAAUAUCAAUCGAGGAUUCAUAUAUCAAGCUCGAUAACAUGCCUCGAUUAAUGGAAGAGCUUCGAAUGCUUACAACCAGUCUACUAAAUAGAAUGUAUCAAGACCUACUUGAGGACGAUGAAGAAUCCCAUGUACCAUCAAAAAGAUGGAUUGCUUACCCCAAGACAAUACGACUGUCUACCAGGCCUCGUCUUCCAUUGAAUGCAGAUGGCACAAGAACACGAAGCUUUAACCGGAUAUCGAGAUCUGGACCUCUACCAAAUCUUGUCUUCAACUUGAAAGAUGGUAUAGAUAGUAUUGUCGAGCGGUUGAUCCGAGAUACAUUAAUUCCCAUGUUCCGAAAAUUGCACCCGCAAAGAUCAGAUUGGAAUCUAAGUUUGGUCAACAUCGGAGUAACCAAUAUGGUUGAAGCCGCGAGUGAAGAUGGGUCUGGAGGCGGUAGAAACAUUGGUCUUAUGUUCAAGCGACAAGAAGCCACUCUCAAAGAAUGGAAAGUUGAGGACCGUGAUAUUCCACCUGACUUCGUUACAAAUAGGCGUGAGAAACCUUCAAGUGAGCUUAUUGAGACAGAGCGUAUCUCUAAUCCCACUACGGGCUCCGAGGAUGUAGUCUACAUCUCGCAAGAUACAGUAGACGAGCAAGAUCUUUGGGAGGAUGAAGAUGAGUUAGGCAGUCGUGAGAUCUGUCACGUAUGUGGUGUGAUGAUGCCCGCAUUUGCCAUGCCAGCUCAUCAACGAUUCCACAACCUGGAGGAAUGA
This is a messenger RNA of Sclerotinia sclerotiorum 1980 UF-70, 1785 nucleotides long. RefSeq lists its product as hypothetical. Gene Ontology annotation, molecular function: damaged DNA binding; DNA-directed DNA polymerase activity. NCBI's taxonomy places the organism in Eukaryota, Fungi, Ascomycota, Leotiomycetes, Helotiales, Sclerotiniaceae. Bases 1 to 1785 code for a protein of 594 amino acids. The transcript is spliced from 3 exons. The record is from RefSeq and is a predicted model, not a curated record. Gene Ontology annotation, biological process: translesion synthesis.